AUGGCUUCUUCAAAAGAGAAUUUCCCGGGUUUGAUCAGACCCCCAAAGUCUCAAGGGGGUUUGUUGCAAGGAGGCCAAAAUUGUAUUGGGAAGAAUAGAAGGGCAUUAAGUGCAAUUAAUGCGAACAUAACUGGAGUUCUUCCCCCUCACCCUCGUGCUGUUGUAAAACGAGGGGCUCUGAAAGAGAAAAACGACUCCUGUAGUAAGAAUCAUGUUCCUGUGCACCGUCCUGUCACUAGGAGGUUUGCUGCACAAGUGGCUGUCAAAGAGCAGCAUCCAUCACUUGAGAAAGUAAAGCCACUCGUGCAAUCGAAUUCGGGCACAAACUGUCCGGAGGACUGUAUUAUUAUAGACGCAAUAGAUGAAGAGGAUCACAAGGCCAUGGACGAACAUGACGUGCCCAUGUUCGUGCAGCAUACAGAAGCUAUGCUGGAGGAAAUCGAUAGCAUGGAUGUGGAAGUGGAAAUGGAGGAGAUUGAUGGGGAUGAUGAUGAGCCUGUGGUUGAUAUAGACUGUGUCGAUAAGAAAAACGUGCUUGCGGUUACCGAGUACAUUGAUGAUAUACACGAUUACUAUCUGAAAACUGAGAGAACAAGUUGUGUGCCACCAAAUUACAUGGCAUGUCAAUCUGAUAUCAAUGAGAGAAUGAGGGGGAUCCUUAUCGACUGGCUGAUUGAGGUGCACUACAAAUUCGAGCUGAUGGACGAGACAUUAUAUCUGAUGGUGAACAUAAUCGAUAGAUUCUUGGCAGUGAAAGCCGUGUUGAGAAAGAAGCUACAGCUUGUUGGGGUCACUGCUAUGCUCCUUGCUUGCAAGUAUGAAGAGGUUUCUGUCCCGAUUGUGGAUGACCUUAUUUUCAUAUCCGAUAAGGCUUACUGCCGUAAGGAAAUUCUUGAUAUGGAGAAACUAAUGAUCAACACAUUGCAAUUCAAUCUGUCUUUGCCCACUCCAUAUCCGUUCAUCAGACGUUUCCUUAAAGCCGCUCAGUCUGACAAAAAGUUGGAGAUGCUAUCCUUCUUCAUGGCCGAGCUUUGCCUCGUCAGUUACGAGAUGCUUAAGUUCCCGCCCUCGUUGCUAGCUGCAGCUGCAGUUUUCACGGCCCAAUGCACUCUGAGCGGAUGUAAGCAGUGGAGCAAAACGUGCAUGAGCUACACGAGUUACAGCCAAGACCAGCUCAUGGAAUGUGCUAAAAUGAUGGUGGAUCUCCACAGGCGGGCGGGGACCGAGAAGCUUACAGGGGUGCACAAAAAGUACAGCUGUUCUAAGUAUGGCCAUGCUGCUAAGAUCGAGCCUGCUCAUUUUCUCGUUGAUGACGGGUUUUUCUGA
Striga hermonthica is the source of this 1326-nucleotide messenger RNA. Lineage: Eukaryota; Viridiplantae; Streptophyta; Magnoliopsida; Lamiales; Orobanchaceae. The record is from the annotation of a GenBank genome assembly.